AUGCAAACUGAUUUAGAUCAAAAUGUAAUAUUGAAUGUCGGCGGAACAAAGUUUGAAACAAAAAUUUCAACCUUAUUAUCACAACCUGACACAUUGCUCGGAAAAAUGUUUCAUCCAAGAAACAGAUCACUCUUAAAACCAACACAUAGAGAUAAUGAAUAUUUCUUUGACAGGAAUCCAAAAGCAUUCUAUUAUAUUUUAGAAUAUUAUCGUACUGAAUUAGAUUAUUUUAAUAUUGAGAUGAGCAUGAAAGAAUUGAAUUUAGCAGAGAAAGCAGCAGCAGAAAUUUUUACGAAAUUUAUUAAAGCAAUUGAAAAUCUAAUCUAUGAAGCAAUUAGAACAUUCUCAAGCUCUAUUACAAUCGAAUUCUUUAGUUCUUCAAAAUCGCCCUCAAUCCAAUUCAAUGACACACCAAUGAAAGAUAAACUUCUUGAAUACAAAUUUAUUGGUUAUGGGAUUUUAGAUCAUUUUGAUGAAAGUUACUUAUCAGAUUGUUUAACCAGAAGUUUUCCUUUUAUGGAUACUACAAAAAGAAGAAAUCAUGGACGUAAUAAACAUGGGCGUGGUCACGUUAAACCAGUAAGAUGUUCUAAUUGUGCCAGAUGUGUACCCAAGGCUUCAGUUUACGAUGAAUACGCACUUCCAAAAUUAUACAUAAAAGUACAUUAUUGUGUUUCUUGUGCCAUCCAUUCUCACAUAGUCAGAGUUAGAUCUCGUGAAGGCCGUCGUAAUCGUGCUCCUCCACCAAGAAUUCGUUAUAAUAAGGACGGGAAAAAGAUUAAUCCUACUGUUCAACAAAAAAAUGCUGCCUAA
Entrophospora candida is the source of this 813-nucleotide messenger RNA. Lineage: Eukaryota; Fungi; Glomeromycota; Glomeromycetes; Entrophosporales; Entrophosporaceae. The record is from the annotation of a GenBank genome assembly.